Molecule: messenger RNA, 1356 nt
Organism: Caenorhabditis auriculariae
Lineage: Eukaryota; Metazoa; Nematoda; Chromadorea; Rhabditida; Rhabditidae
Source: the annotation of a GenBank genome assembly
AUGCUGUUGAAAUUGGGAGUGAUGUUUGCCGCUCUGGAAGUGAUUUGCGCCUUGACCCGUGACGAGUUGAUCGACCAUCUCCGGCAUAACCAAGGUUGUUGGUCGUUCUUUAAAGGAAAUUUGUCUGACAAAGCAGGUGAAAAGUUUAUGUUAAUUAUGAACGAGAGAAGAUAUGCUUCAAGUUUUAUAAAUGCUUCAAACGAAAUAAACUUUCAGCAGGUUAAGAUUGGAAUUAGAAGUGAUACUUUUGAGUUUAAUUUCAAAUCUUUUACAGCUACCCGGAACACUUUCGAUUCUCGAAUCCGGCAAGGCGAUUGGAUGAAACCCAUCGGCUACGUUGCUGGAAAGUCUGAACUCUCGGAAUUGUUUCUCAAAAAAGCCCAGUAAUGCUUUAGACCAAUCUGGCCUCGAAUCCUGGACAAGGUCCACUCAACUGGCGAACUUUUCUUCGACGACGAUAACUUUGCCUAUCUGGUUAGCCUGUUUCAAUUGAUUAAGCUCGAAAAAAAUAAAAAGUUCAGAUGCAUGAUAGGACGGCAGCGGGUCUGGUGAAGAAAAUGGACCGCGAGGCAAAUUAUCGCAAAAUAAUUCAGUUUCUUGAACGAUACACCGAGUAAUUCGUCCUUUUUCAAAUUUAAAACGUAAUAAUAAUAAACUUCACUUUGUUUCUGCAAAUCCCACACAAAAAAGCUAUCGGUUCUAGAAGUGACGUCAAAGAAGAAAUGGGUUUAAAGUUCAGACUGAAAGAUCGUCUUUGCUUCUUGUUUUCCUGUGACUGUCGCUUUCUAUAAAUCAUUCAGACGGCCCCCAACCAUUCACAUUCCUUGUUUGUUUCUUUUGACUGUGAAUAUAACUCAUUUCGUAGACUUUGCACGAACUUAUGAAAAUGAUAGUCCCUAUCAUUCUCCUCACAAUCUUCCUUUCGCCAGAAGUUCGCAGCUUAACCAUGAGAGAUCUUUUGAGCACAGAACCAGGUACGUCGGAAUAAUUAAUUUUCAACUUGUAAGCAAUCAAAUUCGCAUCGUAUUAUAUUAACAUUGCUUUUUCUCCUUUUAGAAGGGAAUUCAAAGUAUUCGUUCGCUGUGAGACCCAUCGCAAACGUUGCAGGAGAGUAGGUCCUAUUCCAAUACAAAAAAUGAAUUUUGAUUUAGGUUGGUGUAUCCAAGGGACCAAGACGACAAUCCGUGGAUCCGCACCAGGAAUGCCAAGUACAACGAGCUCGACGACCUUCCCUCCGAGGCUCGAUGAGCUCUCGACGACCGUCUAACCGUAUUUUUUCAGCAGCCCACGGACCCCUAUGUCAACCGCAACAUCGAACGCGUCAUGCGUUUGCUCCAGCGAGAGCAUCGCAUUUGA